UGGAGCCGGUUGGGUUCAAGGCGUCGGUGAUGGCCGCUGCAGCGCUGCUCUCGGCCACCGUUGAGGUUUCGCCAGCAACAUUCGCCGUCUUCGAGUCCGCCCUGCGUUCUUGCAAAUUUCUAAAUCGAGAGAAAAUGAGAGCGUGCUUUGAGAUGAUGAAAUGUGUUAAGCUGGAAGGCAGUGAUCUGGCUUCCCCAUCAUCAGCCAUGGGUGUUCAGAGAUCGUAUACACCGGUCGUUGUACAAGAAUUUCGUGGAGAAAACAAAGAGACCGUCGGAUGCUCAUCUGAUGGUAAUGAUUCGUAGA
Molecule: messenger RNA, 306 nt
Organism: Zingiber officinale
Lineage: Eukaryota; Viridiplantae; Streptophyta; Magnoliopsida; Zingiberales; Zingiberaceae
Product: cyclin-D6-1-like
Exons: 2
Coding region: 30-305 (91 amino acids)
Source: RefSeq, a predicted model, not a curated record